UUCGUGUUGCAACACAAACGCCCGAGCUCGUGUGUAGUCAUCUUUAGGAGAAAACAGACAUCUUUUAUCUUUUAUCCCCCUUUUUCUGAGACAAACUGAACCGCAGAGGAUUAUUACAAACCACGGAUGGAUUAUAAUAGAGGAAAUUUGUGUGGGGGGAAAAAAUCACCACAAUCAAUAUAAUACUAAUAAGCGCUUUUGUCACGUGGUUGGAGUAGACCAAUCGGAGCCAGCUGGAAAGCAUGCUUCUUUGUUCGGAUAUUUUGCCAACUUUACCCCCCAAAUUUGACCCUGUUUUUCUGCAGAAAUCACCCGAUGUGGGGACAGAGGGGGAUAUUUUUUGUUAGGAGAAACGGACAAACAGUGGAUACUUUUCUUAUGGCGUUUUAUUGCUCCGUUUUCGCAGUAUGCCACGUGUUCAGGGCUCAUUUUCUUUUUCUUUUUUGUCAAUCACAUGACUACCCCUCCCUUCCCCUCCCCCCUCCACCCCGGCGGCGGGGAAUGGGAGAAGAAGGCGGACAUGUUUGAGGGGAAAUGUGUUGGUGUUAAAAAGUAUCGAGGUGGAAGACAAGAAGAUUAUGUGAAGACAGGUUUCUCGCUUUUUAUCUUUUUGGGAUUUACCUUUUUAUUUUUACAUUUUUUAAAUUUUGUUUAUAAAGUUUUUUUUUAUGUCGAACAUUGGAAAUAUUUAUUUAUUUAUUUUUAAAAAAAUCUAAAAUUUGGUUAAGUGUGUUUUAAAGUUAUCACACCCUUUUUUAUUUAUUAAGAUUUAAUAAUGUUAGGCCAUAAUUGUUAGUUUCCAUCGUUUUACUUUGAGUGACAUUGCAGAGGGGGAUUUGUAACCUUGGUGUGGGGGAUGGGCGCGUGUGGUUAGGUAACCUGUUUUGUGGCUGUUAAGUUUGUAAAAUGUUGAUUUUCAAGAUAAGAAACCUUUGUUAAGAUGUAUUAAUUUGGUGGGUUUUUGUGAUUUGGUUUUUAUUGCUCUAGUUUUGCUCUUAUAGUCUCAUUGGCUCUUUAGAGGUCAGGUAUGAUAAAUGUAAUUUCAAGCUCAUAUCACACCAACUUUCUUGUGCGUUUUCUUUUCUUUUUAAUUUGUGUGGUUGUUUUAUUUAGUAAUUAAAUGUAGUUUCAGGGCAGUGAGGGGGGAAAACUGCUGUGUCAUUCAGUGGACUUGUGGUUUUUUUUGAGGCCGUGCAUGGUGUUUUGUUACCUUUGCGUUGUUGAUAUAGUGUAAUAUUAAUAUAGGUUACAGUAGAUUUAGUGAAAAUUGUAAGGUGUCUUUUAUUUUGUUUGGUUCUUUACUUGUUUGUGAGGCGUGGAGGCCUUUUGGUUAGGACUGGAUGGGUCCUCCAAAUGUGGCCUUAUUAUCAUGCACUUCUGCAUUUAACACAGUGCAUUCCGUGUGUAAGCGACUUAUGCAGCGUUUUGUAACUUUAGCUUGAUGUUUAUUCUUGCGUACUUUAUAUUAUUCGACGAUAACACUUUGGUGUCAUUGUACUUCAAGAUGGCGCCUCUUCGCAGACACAGAAAUGCGGAUGUUCGGGUAAGAAGAGAGCUCGUGGGGAGAGGCUCUUGCAGGGGAUGCGCGUGACCCAGUGGAAGAACCAAUAGGCUUCUUGGUAUGCGCCCUGGAAGCCCGCGUUACAACCCUUCUGGCCAAUCACCGCCGUCGCUUAGAACACGUUGACGUAAUGUAAUAUGAUAAGGAGGAGGCUGACUCCUGUGCCUUCGUUGUUUGUGGCGGAUUACACGGAGCAGCCAAUCAGAGAGCGCGUUUCUGUGAGACUUAACUGACUCGGCCAAUAGUAUUGCGCAGUUUCCUUGACGGACAGCAAGAACUUGCGAAUAGGUGGGCCCGAAUCACAGUCACUGACGCGUCAUAGUGGCGGGGUGUGGUGACUUUGACGGACAGAGCAAGCAGCCAAUAGGAACUCAGAAGGCGUGUACGUUCUGAGGUAGUCUAUCCAAUAAGGGGAUGGGUCGGUGUAUAAAAGAACGGGUGUAGUCGCAUCGUCGCCAUUUCAGCGAAGCAGAUUGAGGUAGUUCGCUACGGCGGGGAGCGGAGAAACCGGACGAACAGAGUCGGAUCCUGGGUUGAGUCUAGCUAAAAAACAGAAUCCGGAUCCAUCCCCAUGGAUAUGGCUGUUAACCCGCUCCUUGACAGCUCCCAUGUCGGGCUUGAGGUCGGGUUAAUGGGAGUCUCGACGAUGGAUCAGGGUUCUGGCGCUGCCGGAAAACGCAUCCGAAAACCUUCCCUGCUUUAUGAGGGCUUUGAGAGUCCCGGGAUGCCCGGCAUCAAUCAGAUGACCGCUUCAGGACCUCCGCAGCCCCUGGUGAAAGAUCCCAGCCGACAGGGGAGGAUGACUAACCAACUCCAGUUCCUACAGAAAGUCCUGCUCAAGUCAUUGUGGAGGCACCACUUCGCGUGGCCCUUUCAUGAACCCGUAGACACGGUCAAGCUCAACCUUCCUGACUAUUAUAAGAUCAUCAAGAUCCCCAUGGACAUGGGCACUAUUAAGAAGAGACUAGAAAACAACUACUACCGCAGUGCCAGUGAAUGCAUGCAGGACUUCAACACCAUGUUUACAAACUGCUACAUUUAUAACAAGCCUACAGAUGACAUAGUGCUGAUGGCGCAGUCUCUGGAGAAGGCAUUUCUGCAGAAAGUGGCUCAGAUGCCCCAGGAUGAGUUGGAGCUGGGCCCUCCCCCUCCACGGAUUAAACCGGGCAAAGUAGGCAAAAAAGGCAGAGGAGGUGUAGUCUCUGGUGGAGUGACGACAGCUCAUCAGGUCCCAGCAGUCUCCCAGUCAGCGUACUCGCCCCCCACCCCAGAAACGCCUGACUCCAUCCUCUCCACCCCACCACAGACACUUCUGAGCAAGAGCCUGCCCAUUACCCAAGCAACAGAACAGAGCACACCAACCAUUACGGGUCUGCUUCCCACACAGCCCACCGCAAAGAAAAAAGGUGUGAAGAGGAAAGCAGACACAACCACCCCGAUAACCGUAGCCAUGCCCAUCAUGAGCACCAUGGGCGUCAGCGGCAUUAGCCUGGGGAUGGGCGGCGGGCACGACUCCCCACUCACUCUCACUUCUCUGGGGAUGGACCACAGCUCCAGCAUGGGGAUGGGUCAAGGCCUCAGCCUCAGCCAGAGCAUGGGUAUGGGUAUGGGUAUGGGCAUGGGGAUGGGUAUGGGCAUGGGCAUGGGCAUUGGCCGUGGGACAGUGAUGAUGGGCUCCAACGCAGCAGGAGGGGGCAGGAGAGGAGUGAGUGGACGGCCCAUUAAGCCUCCUAAGAAGGAUUUACCAGAUUCCAUUCUGCCCACACCGGUGCGCCGCAGCAAGCUGAGCCCCCAGCUGCGCUACUGCAGCGGCGUCCUGAAGGAGCUGCUGACCAAGAAGCACGCAGCGUAUGCCUGGCCGUUCUACAAGCCUGUCGACGCGACAACACUCGGUCUCCAUGACUACCAUGACAUAAUCAAACAGCCCAUGGACCUCAGCACCAUUAAGCGGAAGAUGGACAACAGAGAAUAUCGUGACUCCCAGCAGUUCUCUGCAGAUGUCAGACUUAUGUUCUCUAACUGCUACAAGUACAACCCCCCCGACCAUGAUGUUGUGGCCAUGGCCCGAAAACUCCAGGAUGUCUUUGAGUUCUGUUUUGCUAAGAUGCCAGACGAGCCCCCGGCACCACCUAGCUCUUCAUCCUCAUCAUCGUCGUCUUCAUCAUCAUCCGAGAGUGAGCUAAGCAGUGAGAGCGAGGAGAGCGAGAGCAGCCCCAGCUCUGACUCUGAGGAGGAGAGGGCGAACCGACUGGCGGAGCUGCAGGAACAGCUUAAAGCCGUACACGAGCAGCUCACUGCACUCUCCCAGGGUCCCAUCGUCAAACCCAAGAAAAAGAAAGAAAAGAAGGACAAGAAAAAGAAGAAGAAGGUGGAAAAAGAGAAGCACCGGAGGAUAGAGGAGGAGAUCACGCCAGUCCGGCCACCAAAACCCCCCAAAGUCACCAAGACUCCGAAAACCAAGAGCAACCGAGCGGUGGGCGUUCCUGUGGUGCCAACGAAGAAGGCCCCGAGCAAGAAAAACAACAAGAGCAAAUCCAAAAAGACCGGCAUGAUGUUUAACAUGCCUCAGGCGGUCCCCGAGCCCAUAGUGCCUCACUUCGACUCCGACGAGGAGGAGGAGACGGCACCCAUGUCCUACGACGAGAAGCGUCAGCUCAGCCUGGACAUCAACAAACUGCCCGGCGAGAAGCUGGGCCGCGUCGUUUACAUCAUCCAGUCCCGCGAGCCGUCGCUACGAGACACCAACCCGGAGGAGAUCGAGAUAGACUUCGAGACGCUGAAACCCUCGACGCUGCGGGAGCUGGAGAGAUACGUCAUGACAUGUCUGAGGAAGAAACCUCGAAAGCCGUAUGCGGCGAGUAAGAACAGUGCCGGCAAGUCCCGUGAAGAGCUUGCUCUGGAGAAACAGAUGGAGCUGGAGAGAAGGCUGAUGGACGUCAGUGGACAACUCAACUCUGGAAAGAAGCCCACUAAAGCCAAACAAGAGAAACCUGCAACAGAGGCUAACACCCAGCCGUCACGUCUCAGCGCCAGCAGCUCCUCCUCAGACUCCUCUUCAUCAUCCUCUUCCUCCUCAUCCUCAGACACAAGCGAAUCAGACUCCGGCUGAGAGGCAGAGGGGUUUCUACGGAGAGAAAAAAGGGUUGUGUGACGGACCCUGUUGUGUAUCGCUUCCCACCAAGUGGACUGAACUGUAGUAGAGCUACUGACGACAGAGCCGCAGGGCGGAUCAGACGAGACCAGCGACUAGGCAGAACUGGUCCGACUCUACAACACGUCUCAAACUAAGAAAGAAAGAGAGAGAGAGAGAGAGAGAGAGAGAUGGGGCUUUCCCUGCGCUCUGCUGACUCAUCCAUUUGUGUGACAGACAUAGAACAGUUGAGGAUGAAUGGAUGGAGAGGAGGAGACCCGUCGUUCUCUGGAGGACUGUCCUCGUGGGGCGGAGCGAGGGACACUCCAUCUCCUGCAAAUUAAAAAAUUAAAAAAAGGAGAAGAGCGACGCAUGUGUUAGAGGGAUAAGGGUGCUAGAACCAGAAUCUGUCUUAUUUCUGGAGAUGAUUUCCCUUCUUACCAUGCUCCCUGUCUUUAUGCUGUAUAGUUAUAAAGGUGUACAGUUAUAUAAAUAUCUAUUUUCUUUUAUAAAGAAGCAUUUUAUGGAGCAAAUUUAUUCCCUCAUUCUGGGAAAGAUGAACUGGUGUGGGCGGAGUUGUGUUUUAGUUGUUUUUUUUUUUUGUUUUUGUUUUUUUUCUCGAGUGACACAGAAGGUAGAGGGGAAACAAGUGUUUGUAU
This is a messenger RNA of Scomber japonicus (chub mackerel), 5350 nucleotides long. RefSeq names its product bromodomain containing 2a (gene brd2a). Gene Ontology annotation, biological process: chromatin remodeling; regulation of DNA-templated transcription. Lineage: Eukaryota; Metazoa; Chordata; Actinopteri; Scombriformes; Scombridae. The record is from RefSeq and is a predicted model, not a curated record. The coding region runs from base 2133 to 4670 and encodes 845 amino acids. The transcript is spliced from 12 exons. Gene Ontology annotation, cellular component: chromatin; nucleus.